This is a messenger RNA of Oncorhynchus tshawytscha (Chinook salmon), 1599 nucleotides long. RefSeq names its product transmembrane protein 263. Lineage: Eukaryota; Metazoa; Chordata; Actinopteri; Salmoniformes; Salmonidae. The coding region runs from base 322 to 723 and encodes 133 amino acids. The transcript has 3 exons. The record is from RefSeq and is a predicted model, not a curated record.
GCUGCAGCCUGUUUGAGGUGACGCAAGAUCCGGAGAAAACGAGUGCAGUAGUUGAGGCGCCACGUCGGCAGAACCAACAAGAUAUAUCCUAUAUUUUUUUAAGGAAAGUUUGAAACCGCGAAAGUACGAUUUUACGUGCGUUAAAAUACAGGACAACACGCUCUUAAAGUAUAGUUUUGAAUAGAGGAGUUUGAACAAAAGUAUAAAGGCACAGGCUGAAAAUUGCAAUAAUAUUUUCAGGAAACAAACGAGCGCACCAAAUAUUCGUCUCAGGUGCGUAGCAGUCCCUUCUACAAGCGGACAUCAGAAAUUACUGGAAACAUGGUGAAGAACGUGAAUGCCACCCCAGAGCCCCAGCCUGAAGGUUGUCUCGUGGAAGAAGAACCUGAGCUUACUGAAAGCGAGCUCACAGCAGAUGAGGGGAAGGAUGCAGGUAAGGAGCACCCCGUGGCCCAGCCGGGCAUGAUCUGGCGGGUCGGGGGUGGCCUGUUCCGUGCCAGUAAAACUGUGGUGGGCGCCACGGUAGGAGGAGUCGCCUGGCUCGGUGGGAAGAGUCUGGAGUACACUAAAUCAGCAGUUACUUCAGUCCCCUCGAUGAGCGUCAGCCUGGUGAAAGGGGUCGCCGGGGGCGUGUCAUCGGUUGCCGGGGGCGUGUCAUCAGUGGGUUCCACGGUAGCUGGCAAAGUUCCGUUCAGAGCCAAGACAAAGGACAAGGCAGAGUGAGGAGGAGAUGAUGAUGAUGAUGGACACGCAACACGAUGCAUCGCCCCACCGACUGAGCCAUAAGAGGAAGUGAUGAGUUGGAGCUAGUCGCCAUGUUUUCAAAGUGGAUUGAUUUUGGUCUUUUUUCUUUUUUUCAUUUGUACAUCAUUCACUAAGUUGUACCUAGGGAAACAUGUUCAGUAGUGCCUUCUGUAGCCUCCCCCUUCUUUCCUUGUCCCCCCCCAAACACUUUCACUGAGCAGUGUGUACAGGGGAUCUUUAUCCAAACCUACAUGGUCCCCUGAAGCCUUAAGACAAUGUAAAGCAGUUAUAUAAGGAGGGAGAGAGAUAAACAGGCAUGCUAGGUUGGGUUCUUCUCUUCCACCAUUUAAAGCCUGGUUUGUGGUUUCUAAUGUGCUGGAAUUUUUGUAUGAGCUUUUUUGUGACCGCAAACACAGAACAUUUAGCUUGUUUCAAAAUGCUACAGUGAACCGUGUGAAGAUAGCUUUUUGGGUCUUCUGAAAAGAGUUUGAUAGCAUUUCCAAAAUAAGAGUUGGAGGUGAUGUGGUUCUGAGAGCCAAUAGCCCUGUUUAGGUUGAUGUUGUGACAAAAUGAUAUGAUCACUUUAAUCAUGGUUAUUCAGUAGAUCCAUAUGAAAUGGAGACGUCAUACAUUUUACAGAAAAUAAAAUCUAUUUAUUGAUGGACUAGUUUCUCUACUGUCUGUCUUUGGUCCUUUUUAUAACGUUUCUAUGGAAACUCAACAUUUCAAUGCAACAGUUUGGGUUUGUUUCUGUAUUCUGCCAUGACUUGGCUGUUGCUGGUAGAGAAUGCUGAUAUGACUGUCUGGCAUGCUUGUACUUUCCAACAUAAUAAUAAAGUCUCGUGGGAAGUUUGA